This is a messenger RNA of Saccostrea cuccullata (small rock oyster), 1865 nucleotides long. RefSeq lists its product as uncharacterized. Gene Ontology annotation, biological process: negative regulation of translation; protein polyubiquitination; proteasome-mediated ubiquitin-dependent protein catabolic process. The record is from RefSeq and is a predicted model, not a curated record. NCBI's taxonomy places the organism in Eukaryota, Metazoa, Mollusca, Bivalvia, Ostreida, Ostreidae. The coding region runs from base 41 to 1729 and encodes 562 amino acids. Gene Ontology annotation, molecular function: ubiquitin protein ligase activity; protein binding; zinc ion binding. The transcript has a single exon.
UAAAGUCUAAUUUUGUACUUCAGAGUUGGUAAAUUUAACUAUGGACCCCCGUACCAGUGCCCAGGACGUGAUGCGAUGUGACCUGUGCGAGACCGCUGUGGUACAGAUGCACUGUGAUACGUGUCUUGUCAACCUGUGUAAGGCCUGUGUGGGAGAACACAUGAUCUCUGAUCAAUCCAAAAAACAUGAAAUUGUCCCAUUUCAGCUUCGAAAAUCUACUCCCCUCUACCCUAUCUGCAAAUUACAUCACAAUCAGCAAUGUACAUUAUACUGUAAUCAAUGUGACAUUCCUGUUUGUACAAAAUGCAUUGCAUCUGAUCAACAUCUGAGUCAUAAGUUUUCAGAAAUAUUGCAGAUUGUGGACAAGAAAAAACACAAAAUCAUCGAGGAACAAACCGAAUUAAAUGAGACCAUUUUUCCAACUUACCAGGACAUUGCCUCUGAUGUACAAAACAGAAUGAGUCAGUUGGAAAAGGAAUAUGGAGAUCUCUCAACAGCCAUAACAAAACAUGGAGAGGACUGGCACAGAGAAAUUGACAAACUUGUCCAGAAACUUAAAACUGGAAUUGAUGAGAUGAAAAACACACAGUUACAAUCUCUACAGAAACAACUGGAUGAAAUAAACAAGACAAUGUCUGACAUCAAGGAUGAUAUCAAUUCAGUUGACAUGGUGUUAGACACUAAUGAUUUAUCAAUGUUAUUUAGUGUCACCUCUAAUGUGAAUAUUUACAGAAAUCUUCCACCAAAACUAGCACCAUCUCUACCGAAAUUCAAUACAGAAAAAAUCCAAGGAGAAAAACUCGAUAAACUGUUCGGAACCUUAUUAUCAAGUUCUUUAACUUCAGAUAAACAUGGAUAUAGCAUAAAGACAUCACAGAAAUCAGCAGAAGCUGGAUUCUCUCCUCCAGUCAAACAGAUGCUUGAUGAACCAGAAACUGUCACCAUUAUAGACACUGGGUAUAGAAAAUUUUUUUACCAUGUGGCCUGUCUGAGUGAUGAUGAUAUAUGGACAAGUGGAGAUGACAACAGAAUGAAACUCUACAGCAUCAAUCAGGGAUCACUUCUCAAGUCAAUCAGAACCAAGUCAGGGAACACACCAACUGACAUAGCAGUGACAAAAAGUGGAGACCUAGUUUAUACCGAUUACAAAGAUAGAACUGUGAACAUAGUGAAGGAGAAGAUAGAGGAGGUGAUCAGACUGCAGAACUGGAAACCUUGCGGUGUCUGUAGUACCUCCUCUGGUGACCUCCUCGUUACCAUGGAAAAUGAUGAUGGCAAAAAAACAAAAGUUGUCCGUUACACUGGCUUCACAGAGAAACAAACUAUCCAGUUUGAUGAUCAAAGUAAACCUCUCUAUUCAUCUGGUCGUUAUAGUAGAUACAUAACUGAGAACAGGAACCUGGAUAUCUGUGUGUCUGACUAUUUUGCUAAAGCAGUAGUGGUGGUCAAUCAGGCCGGGAAACUGAGAUUCAGAUACACUGGACAUACUCCUGGUCCAAACAACAAACCAUUUGAUCCACGAGGAAUCACCACAGACAGUCAGGGUCACAUCCUUACAGCUGAUUAUAACAAUGAAUGUGUCCACCUCAUAGACCAGGAUGGACAGUUUCUCCGUUACAUAGACUGUGGACUGAGUGAACCCUGGGGAUUGUGUACAGAUACAAAUGACAAUCUGUUUGUUACUCAACUAAUCAACAGAAAAGUGAAAAAAAUUAAUUACCAUUGUUGAUUCUAGGGCUAUGUAUUGAGUAAAUGAAAGCGAUAUGAUGUAAUCACUAUAAAAACAAUAUGUAGGACAUCAAUUCUAUUACAAAUAGAGUUUAUUAAAAAUCUCCUUGCACAGUUAACAAAUAUUUUAAUUACAA